AUCAUCAGUUAACAACAUUAGUUCACUGACGGCCUCGCCAUGGCUACACUUAACUACCUAUCGCUGUGUCUAACACUACACUUAAUAUUCUACACUGACGCAGCAAGAAUUUUAGCUGUGUAUCCAGUUCCUUCUAUAAGCCAUCAAGUUACAUUCAGACCAAUUACAUUGGAGCUGGUAAAACGUGGUCAUGAAGUGGUCGUGGUAACUGCAGACCCGAUGUUCAAAAAAGGAGAAGCACCUCAAAAUUUGACAGAAAUAGAUGUUCACGAUAUAUCGUACAAUAUUUGGGAAGCUUUUAUGAACUCAGAAAGGGGUAAAAAGGAAGAUUUGAUAUCUCAAAUGAGAGUUGGCGUUGAAGUUCUGGUGGAACUUUUUGAUAAACAAAUGCAGGUUGAAGAGGUCAAGGAAUUGAGAAAAGGGAAGCAGCAUUUUGAUCUUCUACUGACAGAAGCAGUAGUGAAAGAAGCUUUAGCUUUCUCCCACAUUUACAAAGUCCCAGUGAUUCAAGUGAGUUCCUUUGGAGCGAUGUUUGAAAACUACAAGGUUCUUGGAGCUCCGGUACAUCCAUUUUUGUAUCCUGAAUCCAUGGCUAUGAGAAUCUACAAUCUGACGAUGUAUGAGAAGCUAAAUGAGUUAUAUGUGAAAUAUACAGUGGAAUAUUUAUUUGCGAGCAUAGAAGAAAGACAGAAUGUUUUGAUGAAGAAGUAUUUCGGAGAUGACCUUCCCUCAAUGCAGGAGUUGCAGAAUAACGUUGAUAUGCUGUUUUUGAAUGUGAAUCCGAUUUGGGAAGGAAGCCGGCCUGUGCCUCCUAGUGUAAUACAUUUGGGAGGAUUACCUCAGAAACCCAACAAGGAACUGCCUAAGGAUCUAAAAUCAUAUUUAGACUCAUCCAAACACGGCGUGAUCUACAUCAGUUUUGGCACCAACGUCAAACCCAGUCUCUUACCUGCAGAGAAGAUUCAGAUCCUCGUCAGCGCCUUCUCUAAAAUGCCAUACGAUGUCCUAUGGAAAUGGGACAAAGAUGUUCUGCCCGGCAAGUCUGACAACAUCAGAAUAUCAAAAUGGCUGCCCCAGUCUGACUUAUUGAAGCACCCUAAGCUUAAAUUGUUCGUAACACAAGGAGGUCUACAAUCAACAGAUGAAGCUAUAACGGCAGGAGUACCUCUAGUCGGAGUACCAAUGUUAGGAGAUCAAUGGUACAAUACAGAAAAGUACGAACAUCAUGGAAUCGGAGUUAAACUAGAAUUGGGAACACUUACUGAAGAAUUAUUUGCUAAUGCCGUCAAUAAGGUCAUUGAAGAUGAAAGCUACCGCAAAAAUAUCAACAAGCUCAGAGAACUGAUGAAUGAUCAGCCAAUGAAACCUUUAGAACGUGGCAUCUGGUGGAUCGAACACGUUCUUCGUCACAAAGGUGCCAAGCAUUUACGAUCACCAGCCGCCAACAUAUCGUGGUCAGAAUAUUUAGAACUAGAAUUAGUCUUUACUGUCUUAGCUGUAGCACUUUCUGCAUUAUUAAUCUUAGCUUUUGCACUAUAUUCUUUAUACAAGUUUGUUUCAAACAACUUCAUUAUUAAAGCUAAACUUAAAAGUACUUAAAGUUUUAGGUUUAUUAGUUGAAUUUUGGUUUUUGCUGUGUUCGGGAGAGAUUUUGGUGCAAUUGUAGGAAUAUUUGCUCUUUCGCUGUGUUGCGUGGUUUCAAUUACAGCUAGAACAAAUAUGUCGAUUUGUGAUGUAGUGUUAAUUCCUGUUGCGAAUGUUUGUGUGUGAAGUAUUUUGUGUAUAUGAGUGUGCGUGUGUGUUAUGCCAUUACAAUACGUGAGAUAUUCUUUGUUUUUCAAUAAGGUUUUAAUCAACCUCAAUGUUGAUGGAACAAUGUUAGAAAAUUACGUAAUUUUGUAUACUUUUUUACCAAUGUGAUCUAGGUUAAGUAUUUUAGUAUUUGUGUGAUAUUAAACAAAAUAUUGUUAACUUGUAAUAAAUGAAUUUAAUUCUACAAAUAA
Molecule: messenger RNA, 2003 nt
Organism: Helicoverpa armigera (cotton bollworm)
Lineage: Eukaryota; Metazoa; Arthropoda; Insecta; Lepidoptera; Noctuidae
Product: UDP-glycosyltransferase UGT5
Exons: 4
Coding region: 40-1599 (519 amino acids)
Molecular function (GO): UDP-glycosyltransferase activity
Source: RefSeq, a predicted model, not a curated record